This is a messenger RNA of Oncorhynchus gorbuscha (pink salmon), 1574 nucleotides long. Its product is annotated as A disintegrin and metalloproteinase with thrombospondin motifs 7-like. Gene Ontology annotation, molecular function: metalloendopeptidase activity. The transcript has 7 exons. The annotation marks the transcript as partial. Gene Ontology annotation, biological process: proteolysis. NCBI's taxonomy places the organism in Eukaryota, Metazoa, Chordata, Actinopteri, Salmoniformes, Salmonidae. The record is from RefSeq and is a predicted model, not a curated record.
GCAAAGUUUGGCUUGUUAGGGAAAGUUCCUAACUGUCAGGGCUGUCGAAGGGGCCUUGAUGGAAGAAAGGAGGACAUCGUCUUGUCAGCAAAAAACACUUACAGUUUGCAAUUCUUGGAACGCAAAAGACGCGUGUGAAAAUCACUGAGGAAGGAUACAACGUCGUACAGAAGUUAAUUAAGUUUAUAUCGCCGGCGUCACGCUUUCUAUGUCUAAAGUACAUGGUUCUAGCGGGAUAUAAGUGUUUCACUACAAAAUGGAAAGUAUUUGAAAUGACAGUCGGUACAGUGAGGAUAAAGCAUAAUAACAUAUUGUCUUUCUUUACCUUCCAACAAGAUGAUUUACUUACACUGCGGACUUGCACAACCUUUCUCUCCAAUUUACUUUUUGGUUGCAGCGGGGAUCUUGGCGAUGUUUAACAACAGUAAAACAUUUGGAUUUGAACAAGAGACGGAGAGCUUUCUACAGGGGCUUCCGCAGUACGAGGUCGUUCACCCCUACCGAGUGGACGCCAAAGGUCACUUCCUGUCCAACUUUGUGUCCCACCGCGUCAGCCGGGUACAGCGGAGGGAAACCCAGGGGGAACCAGGAAACCCUACACGGGUGUUCUACCAGUUGCAGCACGGUGGCCACAAUCUGCACUUCAACCUCACCCUCAACCCACACCUGCUGGCUCCUGGCUUCCUGACUGAGCGAAGGUACGGUGGCAUGGAGGGGGCCAAAAUACGCAGCCAUGGCCCUUCGCUGUGCCACUUUAUCGGGGACGUGUGGGACCAGGCAACCAUCAAGGGGAGGGCGGCUAUAAGCACUUGUGACGGCCUGACUGGGCUGUUCAAGCUGUCCCAGGAGGAGUUCUUUAUCCGGCCAUUGGAGCGGUCCAGUGAUGAGUUGACGGCACCACAAGUCCACAUUAUUUACAAGCGCCACACCUCCCCCACCCAAAGCCAGUUGGUACAGCCCAUCUCUGGAGACCAUACCACCAACGGUACCUGUGGGGUUAAAGGUGAAGCCUCCCGUCUUGACCUGAUCUGCGGCGUUGGAGCGUGUGGAGAGGCAACGGGAGCGCUGGAGAGACGCCAGCGGAGGAAGAGGAUACGCCAGCGUUCCAUCAGCAGGGAGAAGUGGGUGGAAACGCUGGUGGUGGCAGAUUCCAAGAUGGUGGAGUACCACGGCACCAAGGGCGUGGAGAGCUACGUACUGGCUGUCAUGAACAUCGUGUCGGGGUUGUUUCAUGAUGCCAGCAUUGGAAACCCUAUCAACAUCGUAGUGGUUCGUCUGAUCCUGCUGGAGAAGGAAGAGGAAGACCUGAAGAUCACUCACCACGCUGACAACAGCCUGAGCAGCUUCUGUAAGUGGCAGAAACGGCUUAACGUGAAGGGAGAAGAACACGCGGUCCAUCACGACGUGGCCGUCCUUCUCACCAGAAAGGACAUCUGUACGGCCAUCAAUAAGCCCUGUGAGACCCUGGGCCUGUCUCAUGUGGCAGGAAUGUGUCAGCCCCACCGCAGCUGCAGCAUCAGUGAGGACACAGGCCUGCCGCUGGCCUUCACCGUCACCCACGAGCUCGGGCACAA